This is a messenger RNA of Onychostoma macrolepis, 3584 nucleotides long. Its product is annotated as C-reactive protein-like. The transcript is spliced from 2 exons. Bases 2387 to 3061 code for a protein of 224 amino acids. The record is from RefSeq and is a predicted model, not a curated record. NCBI's taxonomy places the organism in Eukaryota, Metazoa, Chordata, Actinopteri, Cypriniformes, Cyprinidae.
AAACACUUACAUGCAAUAGCGAGGGGGUGUUGACACUAUUUGCUACACACAGUGUUCGGUAGAUUACUUACAAACUGUAGUGCAUUACUGAUUACAGAUUACAUGAUAAAAACUGGAGUUAGUAACGUAAUCUAGGUUACACAUGUUAGGUAAUGUAUUCUGACUACUUUUUACAUUAAACAUAUUGAUAUUGAUAUAAAAAAAAAGCAAGAGAAAGAAAUUAUAUUACAUUUUUAUAUCAACAUCAUAAAAUGCAUUAAACAUUAAAUUACACCAGGGAUUCUCAAACUGGGCUUAAUGUAAGAACGGCAGUAGGUUUGUGAGUUGAUAAAAAGCUAAUAAUUAAUUAAAUCAUAAAAAUGCAAAGUAAAAAAUCAUUUAAACACUUGAACACCAAAAGUCUUCCAGGUUUGAAAUAUUUUUGUCCAGACUUCUAGAAUCAACAGUUACUGAAGGAUGAUGUGCUGACGACAUAACGUUUCACAGAUAUACAUCACCAGGGUUUAGUAACUUAGAUAAUUAUUUGUUUCGUACAUGGUCUCGCAUCAAAAAAUUAUGAAUAAUUUACUGCAAUUGUGAGAAUAACGUAAUCAUGUAAGCCAUUAAGUAACUGUAAUCUGAUUAUGCACAUUAUAAAAUGUAAUAUACUCCAAUUACAAGUACUUAAUUUUUUGGAAUCUAAUUACUGUAGAACUGCCUUUGUACUGAUAUUAGCCAAUCACAACAGUGGACCUUUACUCAUAAGACUUAAAGGAAAUGCCCUUUAAAAACAGAUCAUUUCAGACAGAGGGUCACAUUGAGGGUUGAAAAUAAUCCUAACUGUGAAAAUGAAAAACUACACCAUGAUCAGACAGGUUAGCCCAAAGGAUCAGUCAUUUUAUUUGUGUUCAGACAGUGAGGUUGUUAUUUAUGUAUACAUGGGUUGCUAUCGUAAUGAUAUAUGCAUCAGCAUGAGACAUAAGAGAGUAGAGGCCAUUAUAUAAACAGAGCAUGGAAAAAUGCAAAUUUUGCCUCUGACUUCAUUCUUUCAUUCGUGAUAUCUUGCCACAAUACUUUGCAUAUUAUGCGUCAAAGUCAUUACUGUAUUUACACAUUCAGGUGUCUGAAACAACUCACUUGUUGUCUCAUUUAGCCAAUAAAUACAAACAAUUGAGCUCAAAUAAGUGCAUUCAGAAACAAUAGGCAAGGCAAGGCAAGGCAAGUUUAUUUAUAUAGCACAUUUCAUACACAAUGGUAAUUCAAAGUGCUUUACAUAAAAGGAAGUGAAAUAGUCAUUAAAAAUAAUAAGAAAUUAAAAAUAAUAAAAAUCACAACAAUAAAAACAAAGUGAUUUAAAAAUAGAUUUUAAAAGAAUUUAAAACAUUUAAGAAUAGAAAGUGAUUAUACAUAGUGCAAUCAGUUCGGAUGUAGAACAGUGCUCAUUCAAGAAAUGCACAGCUAAACAGAUGAGUUUUGAGUCUGGAUUUAAAAGUGGCUAAUGUUUUAGCACAUCUGAUCUCUUCUGGGAGCUGGUUCCAACUGCGGGCAGCAUAAUAGCUAAAAGCAGACUCCCCUUGUUUUGUGUGAACCCUUGGUAUUUCUAGCUGACUCGAUCCUAAUGAUCUGAGUGGUCUGUUAGGUUUAUAUUCAGUGAGCAUAUCUCCAAUGUAUUUAGGUCCUAGGCCAUUUAGAGAUUUAUAAACGAGUAAAAGUACUUUGAAAUCAAUCCUAAAUGUAAUCGGAAGCCAGUGUAAGGACCUGAGGACUGGUGUAAUAUGCUCAAAUUUUCUGGUUCUAGUCAGAAUCCUGGCAGCAGCGUUCUGGUUGCGUUCAAUAAAUGAUACUACUUUUUGUUUAUGAUUACAGUCAUGGUGUGAAAGAUGAAUAGCAAUUUUUUGUUCAUGUACACUACCGUUUGGGGUUGGUUAGGUGUUUAAAAUCAAGUUUUUAACAUUGUUCACAUGUCUGUCUUUCGUUCACAAUUUUUGUACGCAUAAAGACAAAUCAUGUGCAAAUUCUUCAGUAAACACCAUUGCUGAGCAUCUUCUCCUUAAAACUGCUGUUUUACAAAGACAGUCUCAUAAGAUGCAAUCAUAAGUAAAUUGAACAAGUUUAUUUCUCAAUAUUAGAUCGAAAGAUCAGAACAGCCCAUACAUACACUCACCCAUAGACCCUCCUCUGAAAGAAAUCAGGAAUGUGGUCAAAAGUGACAGAUUAAAAAAGCAUAAUUUAAAAUCAUAAACGUGAUCCGAUCAACCAAAACGCAUAUUAAUACUAAAUGUAAACAGGACCUUUGUCUCUAAAAAGUGAUUGAACACUUUAAGAUGCAGUGAAGAGUUUGUCUACUAAAAGAAGUAAUGGUUUUUCUUGCACGUUUUUUUUUUUUUUCCUUCAGACCUGCAGCAAGAUGUUGGGUUUAUUUUUCUGUCUUCUCUUUCUGACACCAGCGGCUACUGAAGUGGGUCUUGAUGGUAAAGUCCUUCUGUUUCCAACCCAGACUAACACCAGCUUCGUUAAACUCACUCCUGAAAAGCCACUCAGUCUUUCAGCAUUUACACUCUGCAUGCGUGUCGCGACGGAGCUGCUGGGUCCGAGGGAGAUCAUUCUGUUUGCCUACCGCACAGUUAAUGACGAUGAGCUGAACCUGUGGAGAGAGAACGACGGUCGUGUGGCCUUAUAUAUUCAGUCUAGUAGCAAUGGAGCAUUUUUCCGUCUCCCUCCUCUCUCCACCUUCCAGACCCACCUGUGCGUCACCUGGGACUCUGCGACUGGACUCACUGCCUUCUGGGUGGAUGGGCAUCGCAGUUUGUUCCAGAUCUAUAGAAAAGGUCUUUCAAUCCGUUCUGGUGGCACCGUCCUGCUCGGCCAAGACCCCGAUGCAUAUGUGAGCACCUUUGACGCAGUGCAGAGUUUUGUAGGAGAAACUACAGAUGUGCACAUGUGGGACUAUGUUCUCUCUGGCAGUCAGAUUAAGGCAGUUUAUUCAAACCAGGAACCAUAUGUGCCGAAGGGAAACGUGCUGGACUGGAACACCAUCAAAUAUGAGAUUAAUGGAAAUGUGGUGGUGGCUCAAAAUAACUGAUUCUGAUCAGUAACAUCUCACAGUUGUGUCAAUCUCUGUAAUCUGUUUAUUUGUUUUAAAGACUUAUAAAGCAGUAAGGGUUAACAAAAACAUUUUUUCUCAGCAUUACAACUGCAGUGUCUGUGCAGGUUAACAGCAGUGAAGAACUACAAUACCCAUAAUCCUGCCGAGAAAUAUCCACCAAUCAGAGGAUUGGAGCUCUGCAGGGACCGCCCACUCCCAUAUUUGUAUUCAUCUGGUUAUUUUGCAUAAACUCAAACUAUAUUGUAACUAUAAUUAUAAUAGGGCUGUCAACUGAUUAAUCCGCAUCCAAAAUAAAAGUUUGUGUUUACAUAAUAUAUGUGUGUUUACUAUGUAUGUUUAUGUGUAUAUAUUAAUACACGCGUAUACAUGUAUUCAAAAUAUUUACGUGUAUAUAUACACAUUCAUAUCUAUAUAUGAUUUACAUAUACUUCAUAGACAUACAGUAUAUAUGCAUGUAUGUAUGUGUAUUUAUAUAUACAUAUAAAUAUACCCAAUAAAC